Cydia pomonella (codling moth) is the source of this 7432-nucleotide messenger RNA. RefSeq names its product E3 ubiquitin-protein ligase Ubr3-like. Gene Ontology annotation, molecular function: zinc ion binding; ubiquitin protein ligase activity. NCBI's taxonomy places the organism in Eukaryota, Metazoa, Arthropoda, Insecta, Lepidoptera, Tortricidae. The annotation marks the transcript as partial. The transcript is spliced from 26 exons. Gene Ontology annotation, cellular component: ubiquitin ligase complex; cytoplasm. The record is from RefSeq and is a predicted model, not a curated record. Gene Ontology annotation, biological process: protein ubiquitination; ubiquitin-dependent protein catabolic process via the N-end rule pathway.
AUUUGACGUUUAAAAUAUGCGCACUGGCUGGGCUGCCAAAAUCGUUCUCAACUUAUUUUGGUCUGACUAGACCAACAACUUUUAUCUCAAGCUCUCAUUUUCUCGUUUAUUAAGAAGUUGGAGAAUGAGCAUAAAAAAAGCAUUGCUUCCGUUUAAAGUCCGUUUAAAUUCGUCUUAUCGUUUACCACAUUAUGAUAGAUAGUGAAUGGGACACCUUAGUUCAGUGUUAUUUUUUACUACAGUCACACAAUGAGAAUUAUUGCCAUCCUUCAACAAUUAAAAAAAAAAACACGAAGGAUCCAGUUGUUUCUGUAAUGCUUAAUUUCUCUGCGAAAUAAAAGUUAUUUUUAUCGGGAUCUUAUAAAUUUAAUUAAUCAUUGGAUAAUCGCAUUCGCGAGUUUCGACGGAUAGUGUUCUCCCGACGUGCGCACACGAUGUUUGACCGCGGGAGCGUUACGGGCCACAGUUCAUUGCCUUAUGUAAAACUUGAAAUGGUGUUUCUUCCGUGAGUGACCGAAAUAAUACGGUGGCUUAUGUGUACAUUGUGUGUGAGUGUAUUUAAAGUGUUAAAAUGUCGAUUUCAACGGCACAAGUGUUGAUGAAGAAGGGGAAGAGAGGUGCCGCCGCGUACAUCAGCGCGGAUUGCGCGAGCGGGUCCCCUCAGCACCUCGGGCCGCUGCUGGACGUGCUGCUCAACCCCAGCAAGGCCAUCGACGAGUGGGAGACGAUCGACUGGUGCCGCUGGCUGCUGGCUGGCGGCCGCACGCCCGACGAGUUCGCGGCCGUCGUGCGAAGCUACGACAAGCACGACAAAUGCGGCCUGGUGUGGAUCCCCCGCGUUGUCGCGUACCGCUGCCGCACGUGCGGCAUCUCUCCCUGCAUGUCCAUCUGCCGCGAGUGCUUCCACCGCGGCGACCACUCCACGCAUGACUUCAACAUGUUCCUGUCGCAGGCCGGCGGCGCGUGCGACUGCGGUGACAACUCCGUCAUGAAGGAGGACGGGUGGGUAACAGUAGACAAGUGCAUCUGCCCCUGCAUGCUCAUUUGCCGCGAGUGCUUCCACCGCGGCGACCACUCCACGCAUGACUUCAACAUGUUCCUGUCGCAGGCCGGCGGCGCGUGCGACUGCGGUGACAACUCCGUCAUGAAGGAGGACGGGUGGGUAACAGUAGACAAGUGCAUCUGCCCCUGCAUGCUCAUUUGCCGCGAGUGCUUCCACCGCGGCGACCACUCCACGCAUGACUUCAACAUGUUCCUGUCGCAGGCCGGCGGCGCGUGCGACUGCGGUGACAACUCCGUCAUGAAGGAGGACGGGUGGGUAACAGUAGACAAGUGCAUCUGCCCCUGCAUGCUCAUUUGCCGCGAGUGCUUCCACCGCGGCGACCACUCCACGCAUGACUUCAACAUGUUCCUGUCGCAGGCCGGCGGCGCGUGCGACUGCGGUGACAACUCCGUCAUGAAGGAGGACGGGUGGGUAACAGUAGACAAGUGCAUCUGCCCCUGCAUGCUCAUUUGCCGCGAGUGCUUCCACCGCGGCGACCACUCCACGCAUGACUUCAACAUGUUCCUGUCGCAGGCCGGCGGCGCGUGCGACUGCGGCGACAACUCCGUCAUGAAGGAGGACGGGUGGGUAACAGUAGACAAGUGCAUCUGCCCCUGCAUGCUCAUUUGCCGCGAGUGCUUCCACCGCGGCGACCACUCCACGCAUGACUUCAACAUGUUCCUGUCGCAGGCCGGCGGCGCGUGCGACUGCGGUGACAACUCCGUCAUGAAGGAGGACGGGUGGGUAACAGUAGACAAGUGCAUCUGCCCCUGCAUGCUCAUUUGCCGCGAGUGCUUCCACCGCGGCGACCACUCCACGCAUGACUUCAACAUGUUCCUGUCGCAGGCCGGCGGCGCGUGCGACUGCGGUGACAACUCCGUCAUGAAGGAGGACGGAUUCUGCAGCAACCAUGGAAACAAGUGUCCCAGGCCGGGCACAGCGCCCGCCGAACUCAUGUGUGUUGCUGAAGCCAUGAUGCCGCGCCUCAUACUGCGGCUACUGCAGCACUUUAGAGAGAACAGCGACCAACCCUCGGGCCAAGCACAACCUACAUCGAACAGCUACCGCAUAGCAGUCCAAGAGUGCGAGGGCUACGUGCAGAUGUUGAUGGAAUUUAACAACAUGGGCGACUUGAUGCGCUCCGCCAUGACCAAGGCGCUCAUCAACCCUCAGAUGUACAGAAACUUGGUGGAGCCGCCGUUCCCGGAGACGGAGUACGGAUGCUACAUGGCGGAGUCUAACCGCACCUACGAGAAGGCACUAGAUUCUUUCCCGGCGCCUGAGUAUUUUCCCGAUGAAUAUCGCCACCUACCCGCGCUCGCACCGCGGCUGUCUCACAACACGUUACUAGACGAGUUCAUCUUCUGGACGUUCAAGUACGAGUUCCCGCAGAACGUGGUCUGCUUCCUGCUCAACAUGCUGCCCGAUCAGGAUUAUAAAGAGCACCUCACCCGCACAUUCGUGAUGCACUACGCGCGCAUCCCCCUCGUGCUGGAAGCCGCCGGCGACCCCGACAUGCUCUCCAACCGCGUCGUCCACAUGUCCGUCCAACUCUUCUCUAAUGAAGCCUUAGCACUCCGCUGCGUCCAACAACUGCAUCUACUACACGUCAUGGUGUUGUCUUUGAAACUAAUGAUGGGAAAGAUUCUUGUACAAAAUACCCUUCAUGACCCAGAGAAGAACACGCAUAAAGUGAUAGACUGCACGCGCCGAGUGAUGAAGGAGCACUGCUACUGGCCUCUCGUGUCGGACUUCAACAACGUGCUCUCGCACAAGAGCGUGGCGCUGGUGUUCCUGCAGGACGACGCUCUCGUCGAGAUGUGGUUCCAGUUCCUGUCUAUGUUGCAGGGAAUGAAUGUAAACGUCCGCGAAACAGACGGGCACAUCGAGUUCGAGCCGUCCUCCUACUACGCCGCGUUCUCCUGCGAGCUAGAGGCGGCCGCAUAUCCCAUGUGGUCCGUCCUGUCGCACCUGACGAGUCCGCAGCACGCCCCUCUAGCCAAGAGGAUAGUCGCCGCCGCGGCUAAUUGCUUGCAAGAGUGGCUCGACGAGAUGCAGUGCACCACUCCGCGGGCACUCCAGGCCGGCACCAUGCACGCGUCGUUCCACUUCCCGCUGCACCGCUACCUGGCCGCGUUCCUGUGCAGCUGCGUGCGCACCCUCGGCGUGUCGGCGGCGGACGUGCUGCCCCCGCCCAGAGUGCUGGCCUUACUUGCUCACCACCCGCUCCGGGUCCAGGUCAGUGUCUGCACCGCUACCUGGCCGCGUUCCUGUGCAGCUGCGUGCGCACCCUCGGCGUGUCGGCGGCGGACGUGCUGCCCCCGCCCAGAGUGCUGGCCUUACUUGCUCACCACCCGCUCCGGGUCCAGCUGCGUGCGCACCCUCGGCGUGUCGGCGGCGGACGUGCUGCCCCCGCCCAGAGUGCUGGCCUUACUUGCUCACCACCCGCUCCGGGUCCAGGUCAGUGUCUGCACCGCUACCUGGCCGCGUUCCUGUGCAGCUGCGUGCGCACCCUCGGCGUGUCGGCGGCGGACGUGCUGCCCCCGCCCAGAGUGCUGGCCUUACUUGCUCACCACCCGCUCCGGGUCCAGGUCAGUGUCUGCACCGCUACCUGGCCGCGUUCCUGUGCAGCUGCGUGCGCACCCUCGGCGUGUCGGCGGCGGACGUGCUGCCCCCGCCCAGAGUGCUGGCCUUACUUGCUCACCACCCGCUCCGGGUCCAGGUCAGUGUCUGCACCGCUACCUGGCCGCGUUCCUGUGCAGCUGCGUGCGCACCCUCGGCGUGUCGGCGGCGGACGUGCUGCCCCCGCCCAGAGUGCUGGCCUUACUUGCUCACCACCCGCUCCGGGUCCAGGUCAGUGUCUGCACCGCUACCUGGCCGCGUUCCUGUGCAGCUGCGUGCGCACCCUCGGCGUGUCGGCGGCGGACGUGCUGCCCCCGCCCAGAGUGCUGGCCUUACUUGCUCACCACCCGCUCCGGGUCCAGGUCAGUGUCUGCACCGCUACCUGGCCGCGUUCCUGUGCAGCUGCGUGCGCACCCUCGGCGUGUCGGCGGCGGACGUGCUGCCCCCGCCCAGAGUGCUGGCCUUACUUGCUCACCACCCGCUCCGGGUCCAGGUCAGUGUCUGCACCGCUACCUGGCCGCGUUCCUGUGCAGCUGCGUGCGCACCCUCGGCGUGUCGGCGGCGGACGUGCUGCCCCCGCCCAGAGUGCUGGCCUUACUUGCUCACCACCCGCUCCGGGUCCAGAGUUUGUUCUACGAGAUCCUGGCCGGCAUCUGGGUACGCAACGGGCUGCAGAUCAAGGGGCAGGCCAUGACGUACAUCCAGGCCAACUUUUGCAAUUCCAUGGUGGACAUGGACAUUUACUGGCUGCAGAUCUGCGCCGCGCACCUCCCCGCCGACCAGUUCCUCGACAUGUGCAUCGACAUGUUUGGCGUCCGAGAGUGGCUGAGCAUGGUGCCAAUGCCACCGGUCCAGGCCGCCGAGCAAGACGCAAUGGUGGAGGGUCUACUCACUUUCCUAGCCAUCCUAGUUUCUUCGCGAACUAACCUUGGUAACGACGAGCUAACGCAGUCGCGGCUGGAAGUUAGCACACUGCUAGCUGCUGGCGACAAAACUCACUCGCAACUCCUAGAACUAAUGCCUGAGCGCUCCGGCAACGCACACACAAGGAACUUCGAAGUUGUCCUCAAAGAGCUAUCAACAUACCGGCCGCCUCCGCGCGGCUCCGAGAACCUCGAGCAAGGUCUCUUCGUGCCCACCCCGCUCGUGUGGCAGAAGUACUACGACCCCCUGCACGUGCUGCGUCGUGCAGUCCACAGGAGGGACUUCCACGCCUCCAUGGAGCGCUUCACCGCCUAUGUGCGCGAAAAACAAAAAGCAUCAGGGCAGGCCAGCACGAGCAAGCCAGGCGAGGGAGCGGCGUUGUGGCCUCCGUUACGACCCGCGGCCGCGCCUCCUCCUGAAGCCGGGGACCCCCGAGCCAUCUGCGCGUCAGGGGUGCUGCACGGCGCGCUGCUGGCCGUGCUGCACCGCGGCGUGCACCGGCGCGCGCCCGACGCCAGCGCGCCGCACGCGCCGCCCGACCACGUGCUGGCGCUGGCCGUGUACCUGCUGGACGUGGCCGCGCAGCUGGCCGCCGAGCGCGCCUCCGACCACGACCUGGACGUGAUGGUGGCGGGCGGCGAGGGCGGCUCGCGCGGCGCGGCGGUGUCGGGGCGGCCGCUGCUGGGCGCGCUGGGCGGCGCGCUGCCCGACAACGCGCGCACCGUGGUGGCGCGCCUGCCGCCGCCGCGCGCGCCCGCGCCCCGGCCCGGGCCCGUCUACCCGCACCACUGCCACUCCGACAGUGACACGGAGUGGGAGCCGACAGAAACGGAAUCAGCUCGAAUAUCACCGAUGAAGUCAGCGCUGCUGUCCGCGAUGAGCACCGCGCUGGCUGUGCCACCGAAUUUAGAUAUGGUGCCGAACUCGGCGGAGCCGGUGGACGCCGACGACCAGUCCGACGGCGGCGGCGACGCCACGCCAAUCAGAGCUUUAGAGAGUGGCAGUAUCAGCUCAGCUGCGGAAGGCAGCCGAGCCCUCGCCCUGCCAAUGCCAAUGUCGGGCACUGACACUGACAUGGCCGACGACAUGUCGUUGGCACUCAACGAGCGGGAAUCAUCACCUCCUGCCUCGAUACCUAUCGAAUACGACGUGUCCACCCCCGAGUGGAGCGUGAGCCUGCGCGAGCCCUCGCCGCCGCCCGCGCUGCCCUGCGCCGCCCCCCGGCCCUCCGCCAACACACAGGUGCAACUACAUACGGGCACAGACGAUUCGAUCCCCGUCAACGAGUCCAUCAUCUCCCUGCUGCUGAAGCUGCACUCGCAGCUGUCCGGGCGGCUCGACUCGUUCUCUCUGGAGGAACCUGAGCCAGCGGCUGACGAGCCUAUUGGUGACGGUCCACAUUUCAUCGGCCAAGUGCUGCGAAAGCUAGCACGACUGGACGCGCGCUGCGCGGGCGCCAUCGCCCACGUGCGGCACUCGCUGUGGCCGCACCAGCGCGAGCGGCAGGCGGAGCAGCGGGCCAGGGAACGCCGCGAAAAAGAAGAACGCUCCCGCCGCGCCCGUGAACGCCAACAGCAGAUGAUGAAGGAAUUCCAGCGACGUCAGCAGCAGUUCCUCAGCGCCAUGCAGCGGAUGGACCCCGAGCCCAUGGACCUGGACGCCGACGCCGACUACGACUGCGUCAUCUGCAACACCAGCUCCGUCUCCACCCCGCAGCACCCCAUCGGCAGGGUGGUGCUGCUGCAGUCCACCUCCGUGCUGGGCCACCGCCGCCGCCAGGACAGUGGAGGCGCGCGCCUGGCACUGUCGGAGCGCGAGCGGGCGCGGCUCGCGGAGCAGCGCGACACGACGGCCGCGGCGCACCACUACCGCCUGCACGACGAGCUGCAGCAACACUUCGACCAGGAAGCGUGGCUGCUGUCGGUGUCGGUGGGGCUGGAGGGCGGCGUGCACGUGGCGUCGUGCGGGCACCACCUGCACGUGCGCUGCCUGGCCGCCUACCUGCGCUCGCUGGCCGCGCCCGCGCGCCCGCACAACCUGCACGUGGCCGGCGGCGAGUUCCUGUGCCCCGUGUGCCGCCAGCUGGCCAACAGGUACCUCACACGUGUUGCAGCGUGGCUGCUGUCGGUGUCGGUGGGGCUGGAGGGCGGCGUGCACGUGGCGUCGUGCGGGCACCACCUGCACGUGCGCUGCCUGGCCGCCUACCUGCGCUCGCUGGCCGCGCCCGCGCGCCCGCACAACCUGCACGUGGCCGGCGGCGAGUUCCUGUGCCCCGUGUGCCGCCAGCUGGCCAACAGGUACCUCACACGUGUUGCAGCGUGGCUGCUGUCGGUGUCGGUGGGGCUGGAGGGCGGCGUGCACGUGGCGUCGUGCGGGCACCACCUGCACGUGCGCUGCCUGGCCGCCUACCUGCGCUCGCUGGCCGCGCCCGCGCGCCCGCACAACCUGCACGUGGCCGGCGGCGAGUUCCUGUGCCCCGUGUGCCGCCAGCUGGCCAACAGGUACCUCACACGUGUUGCAGCGUGGCUGCUGUCGGUGUCGGUGGGGCUGGAGGGCGGCGUGCACGUGGCGUCGUGCGGGCACCACCUGCACGUGCGCUGCCUGGCCGCCUACCUGCGCUCGCUGGCCGCGCCCGCGCGCCCGCACAACCUGCACGUGGCCGGCGGCGAGUUCCUGUGCCCCGUGUGCCGCCAGCUGGCCAACAGGUACCUCACACGUGUUGCAGCGUGGCUGCUGUCGGUGUCGGUGGGGCUGGAGGGCGGCGUGCACGUGGCGUCGUGCGGGCACCACCUGCACGUGCGCUGCCUGGCCGCCUACCUGCGCUCGCUGGCCGCGCCCGCGCGC